AUGAAGUUUACAUUAUUUUUAAUAAUAAUAUUUGCAAAUUUAAUAAUACCAGAUAGAACAAAAUUUUUUGGAAAAUAUGUUCUUUAUCCCAAACAACAAGAAAUGUUAAAAUUUGAUGGUGAAAAUCAAAAUAUUCAGAUAGAUUGGAAUAAAUUUGCAAUAAUUGUAAAAUUAACUGUGGAGAAUUGGUUAAAAGAUGCUCAGGUUGAGUAUAAUAGACCAAUAAAUGAAAAAAUAAUUGAAGGAUUAAAAAUAAUUGAAAAAAAUGGAGAUUAA
Messenger RNA from Strongyloides ratti, 276 nucleotides. RefSeq lists its product as hypothetical. The transcript has 2 exons. The record is from RefSeq and is a predicted model, not a curated record. Bases 1 to 276 code for a protein of 91 amino acids. NCBI's taxonomy places the organism in Eukaryota, Metazoa, Nematoda, Chromadorea, Rhabditida, Strongyloididae.